AUCACACGACUUCAUCGAGAAAUUAAUUGCCUUUAGGCUCCAUGACUUUAUUCUUGCGAUAUUCGCUGUUAGCUCUUCUCAAACUAUUCCAAUGGGCGCCUUUACUGGCGACCCUCGAUCCUUUCAGUUCCAUCCGGCGCAUCGACGGAGAUUCUACGAGCCUCGAGAGACAUCACUUUCUGUGGUCAAAUCCCCCUACAAACUAUCCCCCCGCUUCAAGCAAUAGAAGCAGUCAUGCGUCUGCUCUUGACCCCAAUUUCCCCCCAUCAUCCUCUGCUUUCACCUACGCACUCUUGAUUUCUCAGCACAAACACUAUUUAUCAAACUUCGUCGAUUCUCUAGCUCUGCUAUACUCUGAACAGUUGAUUUAUUUCAACGGUGGUUUUUGCAACAUCCUGGUCUUGGUUGCGCUCAACCUUGGUCUCAUAUGCCUCUAUUCUGUUACUUGCCAGCUUCAAAGAAAUAUUCAUCUACUGGUCCCAUCGUGGUGCAGCCUCAAAACCAUUUUUACAGAUAGGACCAAGAGCGUAUGCACCAUUCCUGACCAAGAAGCGUACAACAGCGAUUCAGGUUUCCUUGCUACAAAACAAGACCUCUUGCGAGCUCCCAACAAACACACCUUACACGAUGAUCUGGACAGUUCCGAAAUUCAUGGUGCAGCCAACUUAUAUAACAGUCGAUCUGUACUGCCACAUGGAACGAGUAACGAUCAUAGCGAUACCGAGCACACGCCGAAUCACGAGUCUGGGUUCUGCCACCAUCUAGUGUCCCUGGACGUAUCACCUUCCCUCGAAUCGCUGAGCUCUGCGGGUUUUGAACCAGUCAUCUGCGGUGCUAAGCCUUCGAACCCACGCCCGCUCCCACGUCCGGUGCAUCUCGUCCGCAACUCCCCGCCACCUGCUGAGGCUGUAUCUCACGAAACAGCAAGAAUGCACGAUACGGAUCGGCCAGCUCGCGAGCGCGAUGGUGCACCUCACAACGGCAACCCCCAAAUAGUUUUACAAAGGCCCGAUUACGGCGGGUACAUCUCUGUCUCGAGUAGCCAAGCUUCUUUGUCAUCGAUGGUUCCCCAAAAGCGAAGCUGGUCUCACGCGACUGCGCUCGGUUCACCGGACAAUUCCGAUCUUGAGGAAGACGGCGAUUCAAGUUUCGAGGAAGGGUCUUUGGUCAGCGAGUCUCCAGGGGAUCAAUUAGCUCUCGGAUUAUCUCUGCCACGAUCCAAUAACGAGAACGAGAAUCAUGUCACAUUACGUCUUUCACCGUCCACCUCCAGACGCGAUGAUAUCAAAGAGCACGAUUCUCUUUGUCAUUCAGAAUCCACAGCUAUGCCAUUCGAUGUGCACCGACGGAGUGCCAGCACGCCGGCCCCUUCUAGCAGAAGCAGCCAGCAUUCGGUUGAACGGGACAACAGUCCAUCAAGUGGUUCAGAACGCAAAUUCGACGGAUCGGAUUCAUUCUGGGAAGCGGCUGUGCAAGAAAGAUUGAGAGUCACUGCCACCUUUACGACUUUAAAGCCACUCAAACCGAAGUGCGCCAGAGCUACGACGGUCCACCCGUCUCACACCACCGCCACUGAUGGCGAACAGCCCGACAGGAGCCCUUCCAGCGGGUCCGCAGCUCGUUCGCCCCCCUGGACUAUUGUUGCACGAAAGACGCCGUGCGCCCACAGUACUCCGCAACAGCUCAAUUCCGGUGAGACGAAGGAUCAGUGCGUCGUCGAUGAUGCCGUACCAAAGCCAGGAACGCCGGGGCUAGCCUCCAAUCAAGCUGACAGGUAUGUCAACCUGAAAUUGGGACAACCAUCGCUCCUUGAUGAACAUCGAUGCAGCUUCCCUGGAUUAGCCCUACGCUCGGGCGCGUAUGCAAAGUACGUUCCCCCGCAACGACGUGUGGCUGGCGAGCUCGUCUAUACUGUCUCACAGCGGAUAAAGCCCACGCCGCAUCGUUCAGAGCGCGUGAGAUUCGGAUCUUCGUCGCCUAUGCUGGAGAUGAGAUCUCGUUCGUCUACCUUGUCUCCUUGGAGUCCGUUCGCACCACCCGAAUUUCCCUCCCCCACUUCAGAAGCAGUCGCGUGGAAGCGUGGUGCCCUUUUCUUGCCCAAUCCUCCACCAGAUGAAUUCGCACAUAUUGAUGAAUUGGGAAACGAGAAACCAUGGUACGCAAGAGAAAAUUGGAAGACGGCAGACCCAGACGACUGGUUGUCAGGCUCCGUUACGGAAAAACAUGCUACGGGGAAGCGGACGGUGAGAGAUGGUGAGGAGGGAUCGCAACUGAACACCCACACACCUCCGCAAAAGCAAUGCCAUGACUUGUGGAAGAAUGGUCACCGCCGAUGUGAAACGUUCGGAACGUGAUGAGGAUGGAGACCGAUGGAUUCCUAUUAUUUCCCCCUUGAAUGUUACGUGAAUUUUGAUGUGUUUCCUGUUUUCCCUACGCAUUUGAUUUAUCCAGUGAUUAUAUGGUAAUUCUGAUUGUUACCGACUCGUUAUGUAUCAUGGUAUGGCCGUCAAGUGCCCACAUGAUGCCCAGGCCCCAGGCGUCCCCGUUUCACAUCAUGCAAUGUCCCUACGUUUACCGCG
Molecule: messenger RNA, 2579 nt
Organism: Suillus clintonianus
Lineage: Eukaryota; Fungi; Basidiomycota; Agaricomycetes; Boletales; Suillaceae
Exons: 2
Coding region: 42-2354 (770 amino acids)
Source: RefSeq, a predicted model, not a curated record